Molecule: messenger RNA, 486 nt
Organism: Didymosphaeria variabile
Lineage: Eukaryota; Fungi; Ascomycota; Dothideomycetes; Pleosporales; Didymosphaeriaceae
Exons: 5
Coding region: 1-486 (161 amino acids)
Molecular function (GO): zinc ion binding
Source: RefSeq, a predicted model, not a curated record
AUGGUGCUCGCACUUGCGCUUUCCGCUGAGCUUAACGGCGUCACCGACCUGCGUCCUACCGACACCGAAGACUCGCCCUUCCACUACACCUUCAAGGUGCAAUGUACAUCAUGUCGCGAGACGCACCCGAAUUUUGUCACCAUGACCCGAUUCGACAUGAAUGAGAUGAGCGGUAGCAGAGGCGAGGCCAACUUCGUCUGGAAGUGCAAGAAUUGUAAGAGGGAACACUCAGCGAAUAUCAAGGCAGCGCCGGCAACAUAUGAGCAGUCCGACCCACCCAAGAAGGUGAACAUAUUGGAGUUUGAUUGCAGAGGGUUGGAGUUCACUGACUUCAAGGCUGAGGGCGACUUCGAAGCAAAGGGAGCAGAUUCGAACACCAAGUUCGCUUCCAUCGAUCUUUCCGAGGGAGAAUGGUUCGAUUACGACGAGAAGGCGGGCGAGGAAGUGAGCAUCACGAAUGUCAAAUGGGAGAUAAGGAGAGCAUAA